Molecule: messenger RNA, 887 nt
Organism: Homalodisca vitripennis (glassy-winged sharpshooter)
Lineage: Eukaryota; Metazoa; Arthropoda; Insecta; Hemiptera; Cicadellidae
Exons: 2
Coding region: 298-759 (153 amino acids)
Source: RefSeq, a predicted model, not a curated record
AUAUUUUAAGAAGUUAAUAAAUAGAGCAAAAAAGUGUUAUUUCUCAGAAUACUAACUAUGAUAAUCCAAAAAGUACAAUUCUAAUUGUAUGACAUUAUAAUGGAACGAUUUCAAAUGAAUGGUCACUAGUUGGUCGUAGUAAACUGCUACUAUUAGUGAUGAAUCAACAUGUUCAUCACAUAAUCUGUUGAGAUAAUCAGGAGGUGAUAUUAGUAGAGCAUUCCAACUCUACUAAUUGUUGAUAGAGGUUGUAAUUUCUGAGUUUUCUGUACAAACAGCAAGUUAAUAAACUUCAGCAUGUAUAAAGUACUCAUUCUAAGUUUGUUUAUUAUAUAUUCAGCCGAAUCUUCUCCUUUCAUCGGAAAGUUGAGCAAUGUUGGUACUGCAGUGCGUAAUAUUGGGGCGAGCCUGUUCAGCCGAAUGUCGGGGGGCAAGGUUCCCCCUCUCCCCCCACAAGUGGCAGAGGGUGAUAUCAUACAGCAACUCGAGUUCAUGAACAAGAUGUUGAAGCAGGUGAGGGGAUUCAUCAUGAACCCAUCACCCAUGAUAAGAGAGAAGAUGCGCCCUUACACACAGACUCUUGUUGAUCAGAUAAUACCACAGUUUGAGCAGCUCAAGUUUACCAAUGAAGAGUUGAAAGCAAGCUACAACAUGAGGCCUGAGGACAUCCUUAAAUUCCGAGGACUAUUAGCGGACACAAUAGAUGUUCUGAAGCACAUGAGUUCAGAUAUGAAUAAAGAACCAAAAAAGAAUUGUUAGGAUUAUAACUCAUGAAAAGUAAAAUGUUGGCUAUAAAGUGCAGGGUAUUAUAUGGUAAUCGAUUAUCUGAGUAGUGCAAAUUUUACAAAGGUGCAGAAAAAAUAUAACUUAUUCAUUUAUUAUUAUCA